This is a messenger RNA of Mytilus trossulus (common blue mussel), 843 nucleotides long. RefSeq names its product tripartite motif-containing protein 29-like. The record is from RefSeq and is a predicted model, not a curated record. The transcript has a single exon. The coding region runs from base 1 to 843 and encodes 280 amino acids. NCBI's taxonomy places the organism in Eukaryota, Metazoa, Mollusca, Bivalvia, Mytilida, Mytilidae.
AUGGCAUCGACACUGAACGUAACGUGUGGUUCAUGUGGAUAUGAAGACUUCUUAAAAAAUGCAAAGAAAUGGUUUACCAUAUGUGAGGAGGGAUUCUGUGGAGAAUGUGAAAAAUACCACAAAUCUAUGAAAGUUACGAGGAAUCACAAGAUGAUUUCUAUUGAGGACUAUCGUCAAAUUGAAAGCAUUUCAGUAAAUCAUGGUAAAAAGCUAGAUCUUUAUUGCAAGAAACACGAUAUUGCGGUGUCCGUAGUCUGUAUUCAUUCAGAACAUAAAUCCUGUUCCUCUUCUGAUGUCAUCUCCAUUGAUGAAGCAGCAGAAAACGCAAAACAAUCAACUUCACUCUUAGACUUAAAAGGAUCUAUCUCAACAACAAUAGACAACGUGAAACACUGCAUCAAAGAUCGAGAAAUAGCUCUGAAAAAUGUCGACCAAGAUGAACAAACAAUACGUAAAACGAUUACAGACACGCGGAAUCUCAAUAAAUACUUGGAUGAACUUGAGAGAAAACUGCUCCUAGAUUUGAAAUCCAAACAUGAAAACUGUAAAUCUAAAAUCAUUAAAAUUCUUCAUCAAUUGAGGAAAAUAGAGAAAGACGUAGAACACUUGAAAAAGCAGACACUUCAAAUGAAACGUUUUACAUCUGACCUGCAAGUAUUUCUAGGAACACGCCAAUUAAACAAAACAAUUAGUAAAACGAUUGGAUCACUCAAAGAAGAGAUCACAAGUUGUACGAAAAAGAGAAUUGAGAUAGAGGUGAAUAACGUGAUCAGUUCCUUAGUGAAAGAGGUAAAACAAUUAGGAGAAAUCAAAGUUAUUGAAACUAUGGCCAAUCUACAAUAA